Aspergillus calidoustus is the source of this 1392-nucleotide messenger RNA. NCBI's taxonomy places the organism in Eukaryota, Fungi, Ascomycota, Eurotiomycetes, Eurotiales, Aspergillaceae. The record is from the annotation of a GenBank genome assembly.
AUGGCGUACAAUCAUCGAAUGAGCCAGCAAUUUCAUGGCUCCCAACAGCAAAACCGGGGAGGCCGCAAAAAAGAAGAUGAAAAUGAUGCGAUGAUGCGCCUGCCCGAUAAGGAAAUCGCCGGCUGUAUAAAUGAUAUUGGCAUUCCUUUCACCGCCGCCGAUUUGAUAAAACCCAACCCGCAACAGGUUCAGAUGGUUCUAGAAUGGUUUGCAGAGCUUCUUAUGAACACAACCCGUGACACCGUGGAGCCGGCUAUGCGUGCUGCAGCUGAUGACAUUUGCGGCGAUUUUCCUGAUAUUGUGCCCACGGACACCCGGAACCUCAUGGGCUUUUUCGCUAACCUGAGAAGAUUGAUGCUGGAAUGUGGCGUUAACGACUUCACCUUCACUGAUCUCACAAAACCUACCCACGACCGUCUAGUUAAGAUAUUCUCGUACCUCAUCAACUUUGUUCGUUUCCGCGAGUCGCAAACGCCUGUAAUCGAUGAGCACUUCAACAAGACGGAGAAGACUAAACAACGCAUUGACACUCUCUACGCAGAAAAUCAGGAAAUGGAACAACGGCUUGAGGAAAUGCGCCGGAAUCUCAAGGCGAACGAGGCGGAAGUCAAGGCGAAAGUGCGAAGAAACGAAGAACUUAAGGAUCGUCUACGAUCACUGGGCAGUAGUCAAGAGAGGGUUGCCGAGACAUUGGAGCGAGUCAAGGCGGAUAAGGGACGGCGGCAGAAUCAACUGAAAGAGAAAGUGGAGAGGACCGUGCGAAGUCGACAAGAAGUUGAUAAACUCCGGCCAUAUGUGAUGGAAAGUCCCGCAAGUCUUCAGUCGUCCCUUACUGAACUAGCAGAGAGUCUUAUGCGAGAGAAGGCUCAGAUUGAUGCCAUGGAGAAACGGGCUCGAGCACUGCAGACAUCGUCGGACACCUUCACUGUUGUGAGCAACGAUGUCCAGGCAUGUGUUAAGCUCCUCGAGGAUAUUUCUGUGGAGUUACAGAAAGAGGAGGAUGAGGAGUCCCGAGCCCGCAGGAACAAAGAAGCCAUUUCCGAGAGGGGUAACAAUGUGCGAGAAGUUGAGCAAACCGAGAAACUACUACAGCGACAGCUUGCGCGUUGGAACGAAAGAAUUGAAGCUUUACGGAACAAUGCCCGUGAGAAGUCAGAGGCUGCCCAGAAGCAAAUGGAGGAGCUCCGGGCUGUGCAGUCACAACUUCGGGAUGAGCGAGUAGAAAAGCAACGCGAUAUGGAGCGAAGACGAAUCAGAAUAGAACAAACAGAGAAAAAGAUGGCGGACCUGAAGGAGAACAUUGAGAGUGAGAUUCAAAGUGCUCACGACGAAUAUCUCAAGUUGGAGUCGCAUAUCAAGCUCUACAUCACUGAGAUGGAGAAGUGUCUGUAA